GCAAAGCAUUUGCUCUCUCUGAGAUAAGAUUUCCUCAUUCACUCCGGGUGUGUAGAACACAACAGUCUCGCCAGCGCUCAGAGCUGUGAGGAGCUUGUUGUGGUGCAGCACCAAAAACAGUCUCUUUACGGUGGAUUUGAAGUGUUUGCCUGAGUAUUAUGGACGCUCGAGGGGUUUGCUUGAUGCUCUGCCUUCUCCUGCUGGUACGCUGCACGUUCCAGCAGACCUCCUCAAAGAAAAGAAAUGGCAGGAAAGACUCUGCAAACAAUGCUGCAAUUGAGGAACUGAAGCAACAGAUUAAUGACAUCGUUCAAGAGCUGAAUGUGCUGAAGGAGCAGCAAGCUUUGCAGACGGUUUGUCUGCGAGGCACCAAGGUCCUCGGCAAGUGUUUCCUGGCUGACCCAGUGAAGAAGACCUUCCAUGCGGCCAGUGACGACUGCAUCGCCAAAGGAGGCAGUCUGGGCACUCCUCUGUCAGGAGACGAGAACGACCAGCUCUACAGCUACGUGCGUCAGAGCAUCGGCCCCGAGGAGCACAUCUGGCUGGGCAUCAAUGACAUAGUGACCGACGGCCAGUGGGUGGACCAAUCAGGCUCCAACCUGCGCUUCAAGAACUGGGAGACGGAGAUCACCCUGCAGCCAGACGGAGGGCGCAGCCAGAACUGUGCCAUCCUCUCCACCACAGCCAACGGGAAGUGGUUCGAUGAGAGCUGCAGGGCUGAAAAGGCUUCUGUGUGUGAGUUCAACAUCGUCUGAGGGCUGCUUUCUGACAUCAACAUCACUCUGUAUGAACAUUACAUGCUGCUUGCAGACAAAGAUGAAACAUGUAGAGCAUCAGGUACAUUUAUGCAGUACAUUGAAAAAUAAUGUUAUGCAUCAUUCUUAAGCUUCUCUUGGCCGAGCCACUCAGGUGUCAGCUGACUUCACACAGUGGUCUGGGAUACAGUACGACACUGUACAAGCUAAAUGCACUGAGACAUGAUACUUCACAUGCGUUCAAUAAACUUUAAAACCCUCCAGGGUGUUUUAUAACAUGUUCAUCAAGGUAAACACCACUGGAUGGCUUGUCUUUGAUAUAUGUAUUUUCAUGUCAUCUGUUAACCAAUGCAAUAAAACUUCUUUUUUUUUACUGAA
Messenger RNA from Chelmon rostratus (copperband butterflyfish), 1133 nucleotides. It is a transcript of the gene clec3ba, whose product is annotated as C-type lectin domain family 3, member Ba. Bases 159 to 755 code for a protein of 198 amino acids. The transcript has 3 exons. The record is from RefSeq and is a predicted model, not a curated record. Gene Ontology annotation, molecular function: signaling receptor activity. Lineage: Eukaryota; Metazoa; Chordata; Actinopteri; Chaetodontiformes; Chaetodontidae.